AUGACCUACUUAUAUCCUUCGCAUGGAUAUCUUGCCGGUGGGCAGAGACAGCGACAUUUCUUACGACUCGGCGUUCUGGCGUGUAUUGUGACGGGGCUAUUCUUCAUUGUCUACAGAUCCCACGCGAAUGGCGGGAGAUUUGAAUUCGACAUUGAUCGUUGGUCACCACGGACAGGGCCGUCUGUUCAGAUUGAGGCUCGCAGACCAUCCAUCGCAAAGGCGACCAUCGUGUAUGGAGACAGCCCGGUCUAUGAAGAGGCCUUGCGAACCCACCGUGAGCAUAGUCGCAGGUUCCAGUAUCCCAUGCAUGUUUUGCGUCAGGGGAUCCUCAGCGAUGUCUGGACCAAGCCGGCUUUCCUCCUGUCUCUCGUACUUCAAGAACUGAUGAAGCCUGAAGGGGAGCGAUUAGAGUGGAUUCUAUGGUUUGAUGCAGACACGAUAGUGAUGAACCCAAACAUCCCGAUUGAGCUGUUCCUGCCACCCACGGAGGAUUUCGAGCAUAUCCACCUGGUACUGAGCAAGGACUGGAACGGUGUCAAUAAUGGAGUCUUCCCUAUCAAGGUCCACCCGUGGUCGGUUGAGCUGCUCUCCUCAAUCAUAGCCUAUCCAUACGACAACCCAGACACUCUGCUGGUCUUUCGUGACCAGUCUGCCCUCGGCUUCUUGUUGGACAAUGAAUACUUUGCGAAUUCAACCGCGUACGUGCCCCUGCGCUGGUUCAACGCCUACCGCGGCAAACCCGACGGAGGCAUGAGCGAGAUUCACCCCGAAGAGCUUCAGAUCCACCGGGGCGAUUUCCUAGUGCACUUCGCCGGCACGAUGGGCGCGGAGCGGAACGACACCAUGACCGAGUUUACAAACGUGGCGCGGCACCAUCUUCCCUCAUGGGAAGUGGCUUUGGAGGAAACAAAUUAUCCGGCUGAAGUGAGAGAAUAUUGGGCUCGAAUGCGACAGCAUUUACAUAGCCAAUCCUCAGAGUUUGAAUGA
Molecule: messenger RNA, 987 nt
Organism: Penicilliopsis zonata CBS 506.65
Lineage: Eukaryota; Fungi; Ascomycota; Eurotiomycetes; Eurotiales; Aspergillaceae
Exons: 3
Coding region: 1-987 (328 amino acids)
Biological process (GO): protein N-linked glycosylation
Cellular component (GO): Golgi membrane
Molecular function (GO): glycosyltransferase activity
Source: RefSeq, a predicted model, not a curated record